CUCGUGAUCCGCCCACCUCUGUCUCCCAAAGUGCUGGGAUUACAGGCGUGACCCACUGCGCCCAUCCUACCAAAUGCUUUUUAAACAUUUAAAAAUGUAGUAAGUUCAUCCUAUACACUAAAGAGUGCCACAGCACACACCUCCCUCCAAGCCAGCCUUUGGGAGCCUUCGUCAUCCAUCCUGGAGGCCGUUCCUAGGGUGGGGUUCAGGUCUAGGGCAUGCUGCCUUCCCUCAAGACUCAGCACCCGCUCCACUCACGCCUGGGGCCCUCAGGGCUGGGGCUCAUUUUCUCAUCUCCCCCAGUGUGUAACCUCCUGGCUGCUGGCACAGGCUUGGCCCUGCAGACCCACCUUUACCCCAAGGCCAGCCCCGCAGCUGCCCAGGGCAGAGGCCCCCAACAAAAAGCAAGGAAGUGGCUGUUUAGCCUGGACACUAACCGGACGAGUGCCCCCAAGUACUGCAGACGGACUCUGCACACAAGGCCCCCAUCUCUUUCCAGCCCUGGCCAGGGAGAUGGGUCAGUUUUCCCAGCAACCCAGGGGGCACUUAGGAGAAUGGGUGAAACAAGGAAGCGAAACUUUCAUACGAUUGGUUUAAUUUUUUUUUUUCAGCAGGAGAAAAAAGAAUAAAGUUACAAGAUUCUUUUAAUAUUUUCACAAUGUUAAAACUAAAACUGAGCUCUAGGCUAUGUGUGUAAGUAAAUCUAGAACACAAAAGGGUUAAAUAAGAUUUUCUCUUUUAAAGAUACAAGAAUUUAAGCUUUCCUUACAUUUAACAAACUUCACAGAACAGAUACUGCAGGGGAACAAGCCCCACCCCCCACCCCCCCAGCUCUAAGUCAGGAAGCGAACAUGGGCUUCGCUCCCCUGGGCCGGCUCCCCAGGGCUCCUUCCCACGGCUGCCUCCACGCAGCAGGCAGUGGGCAGGGCCUGGGGACAGCCGGGAAGGGAGCGCACAGCCUCUUCGGGACCAGAGCUUGGCGGAGGCCUAGGCGGGGCUGCCUCACUGAGGAUGGCCCAUAUGGUGGCCAAGGGCUGUGGCUUGACAGCAGUGGUAAACGCUGGGCAGACCUGGCCCCUCUGCCCUGGGCUGCCCUAGAGCAAGACACCGGUCUGGGUCCUGAAGCAAGAAUUAAGGCUGGGGAUUUUGCAGCGGGUUCCACUCUGGUGGGUGGAGGGUGGGAAGAGCAUGACUUCCUAUUUCAGUACGUCGGAUCAAAAAAAUAUUUGCAGUUGCAGGUGUUCAGCUGUUAAUUUGCAGACAGAGUUGAACCAUUUGUUGUUUU
Messenger RNA from Macaca mulatta (Rhesus monkey), 1285 nucleotides. Lineage: Eukaryota; Metazoa; Chordata; Mammalia; Primates; Cercopithecidae. The record is from RefSeq and is a predicted model, not a curated record.